Molecule: messenger RNA, 342 nt
Organism: Drosophila albomicans
Lineage: Eukaryota; Metazoa; Arthropoda; Insecta; Diptera; Drosophilidae
Source: RefSeq, a predicted model, not a curated record
ACAGAACUGCCAGGAGAUUACUUAUUGGUGGAAUCGGUGGUCAAUGCAGAGGGAAAAUGCACGAGCAGAAGAGUGUCCCAAGAUGCGUUUCAUACGCGGCCAAAGGAAGUCAGUGCAGUUGGUCUGCAAUCAAUAUGCCUAUGCUAAGAACAAGCAGCAUGGCUCGAUGACCUAUUGGAACUGUCGCAUUCGCCGAUCGGGUUUGCCAGCUUGCAAUGCACGAAUCUCCACAAAGCGAUUGACAAAUGGCAAAUACAAAGUGUGGCUAACGCGACCCGAGCACAAUCAUCCGCCCUCGAAGCGCAUAGCACGCAUGCUCAACGAUUCCCUUGUCACCUAGAG